Cyclopterus lumpus (lumpfish) is the source of this 1895-nucleotide messenger RNA. It is a transcript of the gene znf362a, whose product is annotated as zinc finger protein 362a. The transcript has 9 exons. Gene Ontology annotation, molecular function: DNA-binding transcription factor activity, RNA polymerase II-specific; RNA polymerase II cis-regulatory region sequence-specific DNA binding. The record is from RefSeq and is a predicted model, not a curated record. Gene Ontology annotation, biological process: regulation of transcription by RNA polymerase II. Gene Ontology annotation, cellular component: transcription regulator complex; PcG protein complex; nucleus. Bases 215 to 1555 code for a protein of 446 amino acids. Lineage: Eukaryota; Metazoa; Chordata; Actinopteri; Perciformes; Cyclopteridae.
CUGCAAGAAAAAAGCCACCGUUUAAAUUAGAAACCAAGAAAAUGGGUUAAAAAAAAAAUAAAAAAAAUCUGUUCUGAGCUCAGUGUGUUCGAGACGCCUGCAGCACCCAGAAGUGAACAGCAGGCGACCCGGAAGGUUUGAAGUCCGAGCGAGCGAGCGAGCAGAAAGAAGAGUCCAAUCCUUUAUAAAACAUUCCUUCCCUCGCCGGUUCAGGAUGGCUGAACCCCGCUUUAACAAUCCCUAUUUUUGGCCUCCACAUCCGACCAUGCCCGGCCAGCUGGAUAACCUAGUCUUGAUCAAUAAAAUCAAGGAGCAGCUGAUGGCAGAGAAGAUCCGACCACAACAUAUGCCCGCUGCCUCCGCCCCUUCCCAACAGCCCUUACUGGCUCCCCCGAUCCAGGCGGAUGGCGGCCAGCAUGUGAUGUCCAAAAAUCACCAGAUGCCGGUUCUCCACAGCCACAGCCCGUCUCAGCCUGAUAUCGCCCUGCACGCCCGCCCCGCCUCCAGCUCAGUCACAGGUCGUAUUCUGGGGGAUGUAAACUUGAAUCUGGACGAUAAGGCAGCUAUUAAAGCCAGAGGAUUAUGGGAAGACUGGCAUCUGCGUCAACUUAUAGACCACCCCUCCAGGACGAACCACGUCUCAGGUGUUGCGCUGGCAUCCAGAACAGGCAACCUCAACACUUCGGAGAUCAUCACCCCCACCACACCCACCUUGAGCUGCCACAGCCGGCUGGGUGGAGGCCCCACAUCUCACCUCAUCUCAGGUUUAGCCUGCGGCCACGGCAUGGAGCACGGGAAAAACAACGGAGGCCUCGUGGGACUCCUCGGCCCUCCUCCAAAGGAGGAGCGAGGGCGUAAGAGGAUCAAAGCAGAGAAUGGGUCGUCUCUUUUGGUGGUGCCCUACCCAAUCCUAGCUUCAGGCAACGACCAGUCCUGUGUCACCAUCACUUCCAAACCAGGAAAAACCUACAGGUGUAAAAUGUGUCCGCUGACCUUCUUCUCCAAGUCCGACAUGCAGAUCCACUCCAAAACGCACACAGACCCAAAGGCUCACAAGUGUCCUCACUGCACUAAGUCCUUUGCGAACGCAUCGUACCUGGCCCAGCACCUGCGCAUACACCUGGGCAUCAAGCCUUACCGCUGCUCCUACUGCGAGAAAUGCUUUCGCCAACUCUCCCAUCUGCAGCAACACACCAGAAUCCACACAGGCGAUCGGCCGUACAAAUGCCUCCACCCAGGAUGUGAAAAAGCUUUUACUCAGCUAUCUAAUCUGCAGUCUCACCAGAGGCAGCACAACAAAGACAAGCCCUUCAAAUGCUCCAACUGUUACCGUGCCUAUUCAGACUCUGCUUCGCUGCAGAUCCACCUGUCUGCACACGCCAUCAAAAACGCCAAGGCCUACUGCUGCAGCUUGUGCGGCAGGGCAUACACGUCGGAGACGUACCUUAUAAAACACAUGUCCAAACACACAAUGGUGGAACAUGUGGUGUCCCAUCACUCCCCCCAGCACAGGACACAGUCUCCCGCCAUCCCUAUACGGAUCUCCCUCAUCUGAGCUCCUCACCUGUCUCUUUCCGUCCCCAUCAGAGACGUUUCCUGUGAUAUCUGCGCUCCUCUGAUGGACUUUGAACCCAUGUACGGGUUCCAAAAAUGUGCCAGAUUGUAUAGGUAUCUUGUGAAGAGGUGCUCUUUUAAUGAGUGUAUCCUCCUUUCCUUUCUUGCUGACCAGAUAGUAUUAUCGGGGACAUCCAAAGAUGACUUCUCAGCACUUUCAGGCCAGGAAAUGACAGGCCUAAAAAUGUCUUUUUCUAUGUGACUACACAGGGGAAAAUAAGAGUAUUGCUCCAGGCAGCUACAGUACAUGGAACAUCUUUUUAAAACUUGUUGUGUAAUUA